AAGGAUCUCUAUCUAGACCGAGUGUUUGUCCUUUUUUAAGAAAUGGGGAAAAGGUGCAUGUAGAAAAGGAUAAAUUCUCUUUUGUGCCCCUUGCGUUCUCUCUCUUUCAUGUAUACGUAGAAACAGAGGAACGAAAAAUGUGCAUGAAAGAGAGAGAACGCAAGGGGCACGAAACAAAGUUUAUCCUUUUCUACGUGUAUCUUUAUCCCCACUCCUCAACACUCGGUCAUAGAUAUACUAUGUCUAUGAUGACAGAUGAUCCGAGCAGCUAUAGCAGCUGCCAACUACCAACCAUUGCUUUCUAUCUGUUAUCAUAUCAACAUGGGCAGCUGUUGUGGAUUAUGUUACAAAGAAUCAUCAUCGUACGAAGAUCUUACGCCCGAUCGGGAGACUAUACGCAGGAGACAAGCAGAAGCUGCUGAGAAAAGAAUUGCUGAACAGCAGCAAAGGGGUAUAAAAGACAUAGACUCUGUUAAAAGACAACAGCGACGAGCACUAGAACUUGAGAAACGGGAACAAGAAGCUGCUGCUACCAGUACGCAAUCUACGUUAAAGUGGCAGGUAAACUAAUCUAAGAAGAGAUGCAUGCUACUGUUUAACAGAAAUGGACUGUAUAUUGAUUUUUACAAGAUAUUAAAUAUUUAAUAUAAUACUUGAUCGGCCAAACUGAGGUAGAUUCGACGUCACUGAUGAUAUUGAUAUGAUCACACAAGUGCAAUCUUAUUUUGUACCUUUGAUAUAGAAUUAAGUUAUGAGGAUAGGUUAAGUUUUGGAUAUCUUAAUUAAAGAAUUAGCUAUGUGUGAAACUAUAUAUAUAUAUAUAUAUAUAUAUAUAUAUAUACACAUGUAUACAUACAUACAUACAUACAAACAUAUAUACAUACAUACAUACAUACAUACAUACAUGCAUACAUACAUACAUACAUACAUACAUACAUACAUACAUACAUACAUACAUACAUACAUACAUACAUACAUACAUACAUACAUACAUACAUACAUACAUACAUACAUUAAAAUGUCACAUAGUUUUACAUUACAUUCAAGGCUUAAUUGCUUUUGCUUCAAUUUAUUAAAUAUAAAUAAUUCUCUCUAUUUUCUUAGUGAUGAGAAUAUAUACAUAAAUAUAUUAAAAUUAUUGUACACACAUAUUUAUAAAUGUUUGCAAUUACAUGCAACUACGUAAAUUGUAAUAAAUUGUUGUAAUGAAAAGAGCAGCACAAAUAUGAUAAAUUAUAUUAUAUUUUCUUAACUUUUCUUUUAACAAAACUGCAUUUUGUGAUUGCAAAUUUUGAAUUUAAAAAUUUAGUAUCUACACUACAAAAAAUGUAUAUCGAGGAAUAAGACUAAAAAUGUGUCCUUUUUGUAAUAUAUAUAUAAUCAUUUUUAUAUAUAAGAAGAUUUAUAUGUAUUGAAAUAGAAAUUUUAUAUCUAUAAUAUUCAAUAAUUGGUAUAAAAGACAAGUUUUCAAUUUAAUUCUGAUAAUAUAUUUAUAUUUAUAAUAUUACAUAGUAUUAUAUAGUAUAUAUUUGAGAUAAUACAAAAUAUACAUUUAUUAUUAGUA
Cataglyphis hispanica is the source of this 1564-nucleotide messenger RNA. It is a transcript of the gene Svip, whose product is annotated as small VCP/p97-interacting protein. Bases 256 to 570 code for a protein of 104 amino acids. The record is from RefSeq and is a predicted model, not a curated record. Gene Ontology annotation, cellular component: endoplasmic reticulum membrane. The transcript has 4 exons. Gene Ontology annotation, biological process: negative regulation of retrograde protein transport, ER to cytosol; positive regulation of autophagy; negative regulation of VCP-NPL4-UFD1 AAA ATPase complex assembly. Lineage: Eukaryota; Metazoa; Arthropoda; Insecta; Hymenoptera; Formicidae.